AUGGAUUACAUUCUGACAAAUAUUCAGACUGACUGUAAUUUUAGUUUGGUGCGGCUUGUCUCUUACGUGACUCACACAACGAUCUACACCACGGCGCGUACCACAAGUUACGAUGCAGUGGUUGAUCAAUUCUUUCAGAGAUUGUUGUCCAAACAAUCACUUAAUGGUGUCACGUGA
Molecule: messenger RNA, 177 nt
Organism: Plasmopara halstedii
Lineage: Eukaryota; Oomycota; Peronosporomycetes; Peronosporales; Peronosporaceae
Exons: 2
Coding region: 1-177 (58 amino acids)
Source: RefSeq, a predicted model, not a curated record